AUGGAAUAUUCAUGGAUAGCUGGAAAAUGGUCUGAGUGUACAGUGACCUGUAAUGGUGGACAUCAGUCAAGGGUAGUAUAUUGUGUAGAAAAUUUCAACGAUGUCAAUGGAGUACUGAUAGAAAAUCGAAAAGUAGAUGAUCAGUACUGCUGGCAAACCAAAAGACCGAUUACAAGCCGAAAAUGCAACCGAAAAAGCUGUCCGAAAUGGGAGAAAGGCGAUUGGACUUCUUGCUCAGUUACAUGUGGCAAAGGUUUCCGUAGCAGACAGGUAGAAUGUAGACAAGAAGGCGAUCGUCUUGAAGAUUACGCCUGUAAUAAUACAAACCGUCCAGAUGAUGAGCAACUCUGCUACACGGGCACAACGUGCCCUAAUGAAUUCCAGAGCUGUAAGUGA
This is a messenger RNA of Thelazia callipaeda (thelaziosis nematode), 396 nucleotides long. Lineage: Eukaryota; Metazoa; Nematoda; Chromadorea; Rhabditida; Thelaziidae. The record is from the annotation of a GenBank genome assembly.